AUGUCGUGUAUUAAUGUGAUCUCUAGAAAUUUUUCAACGUCCGUCGUUGCCCGCGCGGCAAUCAAAAAUGUUACCGUGGUCGGUGGUGGACUGAUGGGUUCAGGGAUUGCACAAGUGUCCGCCCAGAGUGGACACAACGUAACCAUCGUAGAACUCAACCAAAGCGUCUUGGACAAAACGUACAAGAGCAUCGAGAAUAGUUUGCAACGGAUCGCCAAAAAGACAUUCAAGGAAAAUCCCAACGAUGCCAAUGCUUUCGUAUCCGAAGCACUUUCGAGGAUCAGCACAUCGACCGAUCUGCCCAAUGUCGUUCAGGAUUCCGAUCUGGUGUUGGAAGCUAUUGUCGAAAACCUGUCGGUUAAACAUAAGCUAUUCAAAUCUAUCGACGAAGUCGCUCCAAAGAAGACUAUAUUUGCUUCUAACACAUCGUCACUGUCUAUUAGUGAGAUCGCGUCCGUCUCAAACAGGAAGGAUAGAUUCGCCGGCCUACAUUUCUUCAACCCCGUACCAGUGAUGAAACUACUGGAAGUCGUCAAGACCCCAGAAACUUCUGAUGAAACGUACCAAAAACUUAUGGCCUGGGGAAAAGCCAUCGGCAAAACUACUAUAACUUGUAAAGACACCCCCGGAUUCGUAGUCAACCGACUCCUUUUGCCGUUGAUGGCUGAAGCAAUCAGGAUGUUAGAAAGAGGCGAUGCUUCUCCUAGGGAUAUCGAUAUAGCCAUGAAAUUGGGUGCUGGACAUCCCAUGGGACCAAUUGAAUUGGCAGAUUAUGUUGGACACGAUACUACCAAUUCUAUUAUAAACGGAUGGCAUGACAAAUUCCCAGAGAAUCCGUUGUUUGAACCAUUGAAGUCUUUACAGAAAUUGGUAGACGAGAAAAAAUUGGGAACCAAGACCGGUGAAGGUUACUACAGUUACAAGAAAUAA
Molecule: messenger RNA, 930 nt
Organism: Cinara cedri
Lineage: Eukaryota; Metazoa; Arthropoda; Insecta; Hemiptera; Aphididae
Source: the annotation of a GenBank genome assembly